UCUGCCAUCCACUUUGAAUUAGUCAUGGCGACGAAGGCGCUGGUGUUUCUGCUGGUGGUUGGGGUGGCAUCUGCCACAUCUACCUCACAUGUGUCCAUCAACUUCGGCGGAGCUAAUGUAAACUACAACAACGACCACGUCGACGGCCCUGCAGAAGGCUACCAUCCUGCUCCAGUCUCAUAUCAUCCGGCCCCAGCUUACCACCCGGAACCCAAGUACCCCGUGCAUCACGAGCCUACGUAUCCCGCACACCCUGCGCCGUCCUACCAUCCUGAACCCGUCUAUCACCCAAAGCCAUCUUACGAGCACGAACCAAAGAUCCCAGCUUGUUCGGAACUGACUAACGCCACGUACUGCCUCGAGGAUGAGGAAUACCCCGAGUACGAGAUCAAGCACGCUAUUCAGUAUCAUUUGGAUAAGUUCAAUCACCUUUACGCUGAUGUUGCUGACCUAAACACUGAGCUGUCCGUUGAGCGACCCGAAACUCUCGAUGAAGAAACUUACCUGUGUCCCUCUGAGACAGCCUAUAUCCGGCCUCUCCGCGCUGAGAACACCGAAGGGAAAUGGCGCGUUGUUGUGAAUGAAAUUGAGCUUCACUACAAAACUUUCACUCAGACCGUCCGCGUGGAGGACUGUCUCACCGCAGGAGAGGAUUGUCCCAAAGUUCCUAUGUGUUACGAGUCCAAGUGCCUGCAGAAGUUCAUCUACCACCGCUUCCUCGUCUACGACCCCUAUGAUCAGUACUUCCCCUUCGCCAUCGAGACAUUCAAGCUUCCCGCCAGCUGCGCUUGUCUCCUGGGCGCCUACACCAUCGAUCACUAACUGAAGCUCAUUGUCUUUCUUAAUUAUGUACAAACCAGUUAAUCUACUUAUACGUUUGCGUAAAAUCAAACGUAGAUUCCUUAUAAAUUCGGGUAAGAAAUAUGUUUGGUCCUAGUAAAUGACUGUCAAUAGGAACAAAAAAUGUUUGUUCUUUGCAUUUUUUAUGGGAUUUUUCUUUUUAAGUUCUCACAUGGUACGGGUUCCUUGGCUGUAGCUACUCUCUCAUUUCUUAGAUAUUGACAAUACGAGGUAC
This is a messenger RNA of Penaeus indicus, 1075 nucleotides long. Its product is annotated as protein spaetzle-like. Gene Ontology annotation, biological process: innate immune response; central nervous system formation. Gene Ontology annotation, cellular component: extracellular region. The transcript is spliced from 2 exons. The coding region runs from base 25 to 822 and encodes 265 amino acids. The record is from RefSeq and is a predicted model, not a curated record. Lineage: Eukaryota; Metazoa; Arthropoda; Malacostraca; Decapoda; Penaeidae. Gene Ontology annotation, molecular function: growth factor activity; Toll binding.